CGGGAAAUUGAAGUUUAUAUUUCACAUUGAACGUCAACAACAUUUCAUCCAAAUGAACCAUUCUCUGAUUAUCAUCCUGUGAGCAACUCAUCACUUAAAAAUUAAAUAUGGUGCUUUUCUUUCAAGGAAAAAAAAAAGAAAAAAGAAAAAGAUAUUUGGGAAUCAGCAAAUGGUGUCAACCACAUAUCGGAAAAAUCAUCCAACGUGGACAGCAACAAGCCAGUCAUGGUCAAGCGAAGAACACAACCAGAUAAGAAACUGAUAAGGCCCAGAGAGUUUAUACCGUCAGAUGGAUUCAUCUUCAAAUCAGACGGUCAAAAAUCUGCAGCACAGAUAAUCCCAUGGAAACCAAAAAUCUCUUUCUCCAUCACCAGAAUAGCAUCCAGCUUCCUAUAACCCCACAAAAACAAAAACAAACAUAUUCUCACUCACUCCCCACACCGCCAUUUUCUAAUCCCAUUCUCAUCUGAUCCGUCCACCACACAUCAGCCACCAUGGCCGCCACCACUUCCGCCGCCGCCGCCGCAUCUUCAUUCAUCGGCACUCGUCUUCCGGAAGUCCACUCCGGAUCCGGCCGUAUCCAGGCACGAUUUGGGUUCGGAAAGAAACCUGCUCCUAAGAAAAAGGUCUCUAAGGUCACCACUGACCGCCCAUUGUGGUUCCCGGGAGCCCAAGCACCCGAUUAUUUGGACGGGAGCCUGGUCGGGGACUACGGGUUCGACCCGUUCGGUCUAGGCAAGCCCGUGGAGUACUUGCAGUAUGACUUGGACUCUUUGGACCAGAACCUGGCGAAAAACGUGGCCGGUGACAUCAUCGGAACCAGGACCGAAAACUCCGACGUCAAGUCCACCCCGUUUCAGCCCUACAGCGAAGUGUUCGGUUUGCAACGGUUCAGGGAAUGUGAGUUGAUCCACGGCAGGUGGGCCAUGUUGGCUACCCUCGGCGCCCUUACCGUUGAGUGGCUCACCGGUGUUACCUGGCAAGACGCCGGAAAGGUAGAGCUGGUUGAUGGAGCAUCAUACUUGGGUCAACCACUCCCAUUCUCCCUCACCACAUUGAUCUGGAUUGAGGUGUUGGUGAUUGGAUACAUUGAGUUCCAAAGAAACGCAGAGCUGGACCCGGAAAAGAGGUUGUACCCAGGUGGAAGCUUCUUUGACCCACUGGGAUUGGCUGCUGACCCGGAGAAGAAAGCCACCCUCCAACUCGCCGAAAUCAAGCACGCCCGCCUCGCCAUGGUUGCCUUCCUGGGCUUCGCCGUCCAAGCUGCCGCCACCGGCAAAGGUCCGCUCAACAACUGGGCAACCCACCUGAGCGACCCGCUUCACACCACCAUUUUUGACACCUUUGGAUGGUUCUCUUAAAUUAAAUGCCCCCAAUCUUGUUAAAAAAACAUCCAUCGUCAUAUGUUUUGGUUUCAUGAAUGUAAAGUAAUGUACAAUUUGACAGCUUAAUCAAGAGAUUCAUCAAUGUGUGCCAGUCUAGGCAUAUACAUUCCGCCUGCUUGUUAAUUAUAGAAUAUUAUAAUCUGCUAGUUAUUGUUGUAUUAAUGUGAUGAUGUUUUUCCUCUUCUGGUGGAGAAACCGGUUUAAGAAUAUUAUUAUCAACCAAAAAAAAACACAAAAUUUGGCUUUUGUUUGGUUGACAAAUUAAUAGCAGGGAUAGGUUUACUGAAGCAAGACAGCUUGUUUCAAAUUUCAAGUUUGUAAAUUGCAAUUAUGAUAACCAGAGCAACGGAACUUGAUACACGGGAAAUAGAGAUGGCAUGGGAUGUAGACUGUAGUGACUGGAAAUAGAAACUUGUUCAAAAUGAAUAAAAAAUUGUAAAAUGAAAGAUAUUCAUGAUGAUACCAUCCAUCAAAUCUAGACAACUUAUUUAAAAAUUUAGUCCCAUAAUUUAUUAGUAUAUAAGAUUUUCAAAUAAAAUUUUUCUAUAUAUGUAUCACCAACCACUCGCGAAUAGAAAAAUGCACAGACUUUGUUUGAAGGGGAUUCUUCGUCAGGUGACUGAAAUUGUAUAUAUAAAAUAAGGAACCUUAAAUGGUUAUUAAACUCAUCACUUAUCACUGUUUAAUACUGCUAUUUCUGGGCUACAAAAUUGAAUUAUCUUUCUAUACAACGGAGAGUGUAACUUCUAGUUUUGUGAUUUUGUGACAUAGAUGUCGUUGAGGCAG
This is a messenger RNA of Oldenlandia corymbosa var. corymbosa, 2171 nucleotides long. The record is from the annotation of a GenBank genome assembly. NCBI's taxonomy places the organism in Eukaryota, Viridiplantae, Streptophyta, Magnoliopsida, Gentianales, Rubiaceae.